AACACCUCCGUCCGGUCUCAUGAGUUCAUCAGUUUGAAUCCAUCAGUCUUGGAAGUCUAAUCGUUGCGGAAAAAAAAUUCACAAAAAUGUUUCACGCCAAGAUUGUGCUUCUGUGUACCGCCUGUGUCCUCGUUAUGGGCAAGCCUCAAGGAUUUGGAGGAUUUGGAAGUCCUCAGAAAUUGGAGGGCCAGCAGCUGAUAGAUGCGCAACAGGAAUUGCAUAGCUCUCUGGUUAAAUUGGACGCCGGAGAUGGUCCGCACUACCGCAUCGUGAAGGUCCUGGAAGCUACAUCCCAGGUGGUUGCUGGAAUCUCCUACAAGUUCACAGUGGAGCUGAUCGACGAAAGUGACGUUAAGAAGGUGUGCAAAGUGGACAUUUGGAAUCGCUCCUGGCUACCAAAUGGCAUCGAGGUUACUUUCAAGUGCCCCAAUGAGCCCGAACUGACCAAGAAACAUAGUGCCUAAAAACCUGAAAAGUAAUAUGAAUACAAUUUCGAAUAUUUCUCAUUAAAAAUCAACUACAAAGAAAA
Messenger RNA from Drosophila ananassae, 529 nucleotides. RefSeq names its product sarcocystatin-A. The record is from RefSeq and is a predicted model, not a curated record. Gene Ontology annotation, molecular function: cysteine-type endopeptidase inhibitor activity. NCBI's taxonomy places the organism in Eukaryota, Metazoa, Arthropoda, Insecta, Diptera, Drosophilidae. The transcript is spliced from 2 exons. Bases 87 to 464 code for a protein of 125 amino acids.